AUGUUCCUUUCGGCGGCCGUCGGGCUCAAUUUGAUCUGCGUGGCCAGUUCAGCUGCUACAUGGCCAUCUCCAGCCUACGACGAGAUAGAGGACCUGAUGCUGCUGAACUCCGGAGUCAACGCUCGCAACUUUCCAUUUCCAGUGGUUCCGUGCACCUUCGCUCCAACUCCGGGUCACUCAGUGGCAGGAGGAUUCCUCAGAACCGCCUUUCACGAUAUGGCUCCGGCAGACGUGGCUGCGGGCACCGGCGGUCUGGAUGCUUCAAUUGGUUUCGAGCUCCUCGAGCCAUACAUCGAGAAUACCGGUCCAGCUUUCAACGCCUCUUUGACCUACUACUCUAAAUUCUUCAGCAGCCGAGCGUCCAUGUCCGAUCUGAUCGCCCUUGGUGUUUACGCCUCCGUCAGAGCGUGUGGAGGUCCUGCGGUGCCUCUUAAAGCUGGUCGAAUUGAUGCUACUCAAGCUGGCGCAGUUGGGGUACCCGAUGCGAAGGACGAUAUUACCAAGUUGACUGGUGAAUUCGCCAGGAUGGGUUUCUCGCCAACCGAGAUGAUCCAGAUUGUUGCUUGUGGACACACUCUCGGAGGUGUUCAUUCAGCAGAGCACCCUACAAUUGUCCCUGCGAACACGACAACUCUUGGAGUCCAAAAUUUUGACGCGACUAAUAACACGUAUGACAACUUAGUUAUCAUAGAAUACCUCGAUGGCAGUACUAAAAACCCUCUUGUCGUUGGCCCUGAUUUGGAUGCUCGUUCCGAUCUACGAGUUUUUGCCAGUGAUGACAACGAGACUAUUUCUGCAAUGCAAACCGCAAAUUCCUACGCUGGUACUUGCUCGACAAUCCUGGCGAAAAUGCUCGAUACCGUUCCCUCGAGCGUGACUCUGACGGACAUAAUCACUCCGUACCCGGUCAAGCCAGUAAAUCUUCAGCUCAACGUGGCACCAGGCGGCGACAACCUCAUCUUCUCCGGACAAAUUCGCUUCUGGACCAACACAGUGCCAGCUUUGUCCAUCUCAAGUCUAAAACUUGUCUACAAAGAUAGGUCAGGGGCCGGCUCUGAGAACAUCGACACCUUAGUUGCCGGCGACGCUGCUGGGUUUGAUGAUACCUUUACUUUCUUUAACUUCAGUAGCGGGAUUCCCGCCAAAAGUUCAAUCUCUUCCUUUACUGUCGUCAUCACCACUUCGUCUGGCAUUGUUGCCUACGACAAUAAUGGCGAGGGAUUCCCGGUCUCGGACACGAUCUUUACACAAACCGCAAAUUCCAUCGUAUCCUCCGCAGACUCCGCUGGCAACUUACUAGCAACUAUUGUUGCAGCGGUGAGACAUGGUACUACUGGCGAAGUUGACCUUACCCUCUCGCUCGUUAAGGCAAUGACCUACAACAACCUCCCUACCCUUGUUAAGCAGAAGGUUACUAUGACCAAGGUGUGUGAGUCCAAGUAUUACACCUUCUACAUGGGAUCUUAUAGCUUCCCUGCCGCGGCUCUGAAAUUCACAAAGUACGAUGUUACUGUGGGCUCGUCAUCGGAUAGCUUCAAGAGCUUGGUGGGACUGUCUGCAAGUGCGAGUGCUCUUUCAUGCAUUGGAGUCUCUGCUUCGACGACUUCGACUUCAAUUUCGACUGCUUCGACCGCAUCGACAGUUUCCAUCUCGACCAAGUCUAGCACAAGUUUGACUGCCUCUUCAUCGACAUUGUCCUAUCCCAGCAAAUCGAGCACAGCAUGGGCUUCUUCCGUUUCGACUGCUACCUCCUCCGGCAAGCCCAGUACGAAGGGUUCCCACUGGACUUCCGGCUCGAAGAUGUCCAUUGCGAGUACGGUCCCAUCGCCAGUCUCCUCCACCACAAGCACCACAAGCGAGUCAGUUCCCUAUACCAUAACCGUGGUCACAUCAUUCGAGACUUAUUGCCCCUAUGCCACCAAGUUCAGCUACAACGGAAAAUGGUACACGGCGAUAUCUGCCACCACUAUUACCGUCACGGACUGCCCGUGUACUAUCUCGGUGCCGUGGACCAACAAGGGAGCGUUCCCAACAUUCACCGCCACAACAAGUACAGAAACCGGGAUCCCUUCGACUCCCACGAGUUUAGCGAACUGGCAACGGAUUAGCAAGGGGCUCUCUUCUGAACCCACUUCUACUUCAGGAACUGCCGUGGCUGCAGCUGCCACCUCCACGAGCGGCUCUACGCUGGGCGCAGGUAAAGGCUCAGGAUCUGAGUCUGGCACUUCCGUGUCGCACGUUUCGCCCGCCAUCGCUACAUUCACUGGUGCUGCCGAUGCGGUGACCAUCAACUUCAUGGCUGUCCUAAUGGGUGCUGCAUUGCACUUGUUCUAG
Cladophialophora psammophila CBS 110553 is the source of this 2334-nucleotide messenger RNA. RefSeq lists its product as uncharacterized. NCBI's taxonomy places the organism in Eukaryota, Fungi, Ascomycota, Eurotiomycetes, Chaetothyriales, Herpotrichiellaceae. Gene Ontology annotation, biological process: hydrogen peroxide catabolic process; cellular response to oxidative stress; response to reactive oxygen species. The record is from RefSeq and is a predicted model, not a curated record. Bases 1 to 2334 code for a protein of 777 amino acids. The transcript has 3 exons. Gene Ontology annotation, molecular function: peroxidase activity; heme binding.